AUGGCGCCCAUGAUGAUUGAAAACGAGAAUGAUGUUGAGGUUGGAGAGAGUCUUCCUCCUAUGACUGAGCACGCUGUCAGUGUCUCAUUACCGACAUGGAGAGCCAAUAUUGGCUACGAAGAAGGUGAAGAGUGGGUCGUCAGUAAGAUGAAGACCGGAUAUCCUAGGUUCUUCAUACAUAAAACCAUUCAGGCCUUCGCAGCAGACAUUGUAGAGAAGUAUGGAAGAGAAGGAGAGGGGGCAAUGCUCUUCCCCACACAUUGUACCGCAUCAAGAUGUCGAGACUUCAUCCUCCAGACCGCAGUCGACCAGGACACUUCGCAAGUCCGGAUUGUUGACCUUGUUCCCGCAGCGGAGAAAGCACGCGCUGAAGAGAUGAACGUCAUUUCACCGAAGAUAUCUGCUGUACUCUACCCACUGGAUCUUUUCAAGGUCGCAAAACAGUUCUGGCAGCACUCGGGAGACGGCGUAUCGAGUAGAAGAGCAGAGUACUGUCACCAUCUGUUUGAGAAGGGCGUUCUCCUCGACGCAGCCAAGCUCAACGAGCCCACCCGCUUCUGCAAAGGACCUCGACGAUACCAGAACAAGAAAUCCAUCGACCUCGACGCUCCCGCUGUCCAACAAGACGCCGAGACCGUGACCCAGUUCGUCGAGCAGAGAUUCGGCCGCAACCUCGAUCUAUCCCUGACCAAGAACGCCAAACUCGCUGUCCGCCGCCGCAUCGCCGGAUCCCUUACCGCGGACGUUGCGCUCACGGAAGCACUAUCUCUCGACAUGGACUCGGAGCGCACUCGACAAGUCGCCGAUUUCUCCGAAGACGACGUCUACCUCUACCCCACGGGCAUGAGUUCCAUUUUCAACACGCACAGGAAUCUGCUCGCCGCCAAGGGACAGCACAAGGCUAUUGUUUACGGAUUCCCCUAUAUCGACACGCUCAAGAUCACCGAAAAAUUUGGGCCUGGUUCGCUGUUCUACGGCCAUGGCUCGAGUGAGGAGUUGAAUGAUUUGGAGAAGCGGUUGGAAAGCGGCGAGAAGUACCUCGCUCUGUUCACAGAGUUCCCGGGUAACCCGCUGCUCAGAAGUCCGGAUUUGGAGCGCAUACGGAAGCUGGCGGACAAGUACGACUUUUGCGUCGUGGUUGACGAGACGAUUGGAAACUUCAUCAACGUGAACGUGCUACCAUACGCAGAUGUGGUGGUCAGCAGUCUGACCAAGGUCUUUAGUGGCGACAGUAACGUCAUGGGCGGAGGUCUCGUGCUCAACCCCAAAGCGAAAAACUACAAGCUGCUCAAGCAGCGAUGGACAGAGGACUAUGAGGACAACCACUGGGCCGAAGACUCCAUCUUCCUGGAACGCAACAGCCGCGACUUUGUGUCGAGGAUCGACCGCAUCGGCACAAACGCCGAAGCUAUCUGCGACGUGCUGAGCGCGCAUCCACGCGUGAAGCAAGUCAACUACCCCAAGACCUCACCGACGCGUCCCUUUUACGACAAAUGCCGCAAUCCAAAGGGCGGCUACGGCGGUCUGCUCUCCGCAACCUUCUACACAAAAGCCGAUGCCAUUGCCUUCUUCGACAAUCUCGACACCGUCAAGGGACCGAGUCUGGGCACCAACUUCACGCUGAGUAGCCCGUACGUCAUUCUGGCACACUAUGGCGAGUUGGACUGGUGUGCGAAAUGGGGUGUCGAGGCUGAUCUGAUCCGCUUCAGCGUUGGGCUGGAAGAGACGAGUAAGUUGGUCGAUACGUUCAAGAGGGCGCUGGACGCUAUGGCGACGGCGUCGCAGGAGACUUAG
Molecule: messenger RNA, 1794 nt
Organism: Ascochyta rabiei
Lineage: Eukaryota; Fungi; Ascomycota; Dothideomycetes; Pleosporales; Didymellaceae
Product: Cystathionine gamma-synthase
Exons: 5
Coding region: 1-1794 (597 amino acids)
Biological process (GO): transsulfuration
Molecular function (GO): pyridoxal phosphate binding; cystathionine gamma-synthase activity
Source: RefSeq, a predicted model, not a curated record